Molecule: messenger RNA, 693 nt
Organism: Paramecium sonneborni
Lineage: Eukaryota; Ciliophora; Oligohymenophorea; Peniculida; Parameciidae
Source: the annotation of a GenBank genome assembly
AAUAUGAAUCAAGUUUUUUCUUAAAUUCAAACGGGACUACUUACAAAUUUAUCAAGCAAGAAAUAUUAAGAACCUUAAAAAGAAAUUGACAUAGAGUUGUAAGAUAUGACAGAUUAACAGAGCUAUGUUUUACUUCCAAAAGAAUGUAAUUUAUAAAUAUUUUCAAAGAAAUAAAUACUCAAUCUAAAUAGUAAUAGCCUCUAAAUAAUCAAACAUAAACAUAAAAUUUUGGAUAAAAUCACUUCUCUUAAUAUCAAAUUUAGGUAUAUUUACUUUAUAUAGACAUUAUUAUAUAAAUUAGAAUUAAUAAUAAUUUAUUCCACAAAACAGCACUUUAAAUUUCUAAUAUCCUUAGAACAACUAGUAAUUUUAAUCAAAAUAAAAUUUUAUUUAGUAGAUAUUUUCCAUAUUUUAGAAAUCACUACGCCGUUUGUAUAUUUUGCAAAGCUACAUAAACUAUUAUCAAUGAUUAAAAGCCUUUUAUGUGUUAUAAAUGUCGACAAAUAUAACAGCCCAAAUAUGACUUUUUAAAAUGUGCCAAUUGUAAGGUGACUGUUAAAUAUCAAUAAGGAAGUAAGUAGCUAUGAUAAUUAAAAAGUAUCAUCCAUUAUCAAAUGUACAAACUGCUAAAAACAUAAUUAAAUAUAAUUUUAACCUCAGGUACAAUAUAUAUAAGGAAAAGAAAAGAUUUGA